Geosmithia morbida is the source of this 849-nucleotide messenger RNA. RefSeq lists its product as uncharacterized. NCBI's taxonomy places the organism in Eukaryota, Fungi, Ascomycota, Sordariomycetes, Hypocreales, Bionectriaceae. The record is from RefSeq and is a predicted model, not a curated record. The transcript has 4 exons. Bases 1 to 849 code for a protein of 282 amino acids.
AUGACUCGUCUUUUUUCAGUCAUUGGCCUUUUGGCCUUGCACGUGCUCAGCGUUGGUGCGCAGGACGUUCCUUCUGACACGGCCUGUGUGGGCACAUGCUACGGUACCGUGGCGAGCCAAUUCAGCACCUUUGGCUGCAGCUCCGGCUCCGACUGGAGCUGCAUGUGCGUCAACGAUGCCUUCAGAAACGGUAUCAAGGACUGUGCCGUCAACGGCUGCGCCGCCACGUCAGACCAAGCCUUCACCUGGCUUGACAGCGAUUCCGACUGCUCAAGCGUGACCCCCAUCGAUGGUGGUGAUACUUCAAGCUCCGCCGUGUCAACGGCCACCGAGUCAACGGCCACCGAGUCAACGGCCACCGAGUCAACAGCCACCGCAACCUCCUCCACCAGCACACCUGAGUCCACCCCGUCCGCCACUGUGACCCCUGCUGCAUCCGCGACAGCUUCGAGUACAGACGCACCAGAAGAGACCUCUGCCUCCGAGACUUCGUCGUCGGCGAGUGCUCCCACGGGGGCCGCCGUGGGUGGCAAGGAGGAUAGCAACGACGAGACUGCCCCUAGUGGCGGUCUGUCUUCUGGCGCUGCCGCUGGUAUCGGAGUCGGUGUGGCCGUCUGCGUCAUUGCCGUUGCCGUUGUCGCUAUUGCCCUCAUCAGGAACCGUAAGCGCAAGCAAAUCAUGGGGCACGAAUCCGACCGUGACAUGGGCCCCGCUGCUGCCGCCGCCGCCGCUUCCGCCGCCGCCGCCUCUCAGCGUUACAACGAGAAGCGCUCGGGUGACUCCAUCGAGAUGAUGGCCAACCGCUAUGAGGAUAUGGUGCCCCGUACGAAGCCGCGAAACAUGGUAUAA